AUGGCAAGUGGCGUCCCAGUCGACGUGAGGGCUACCGAUGAUAAUUCGGGCGACUCCAACAGUGAACCGGAAUUGCACACCCGGCUUGAGGUUGUCUUCGACCAAGAUGCUGGACAUGUUCGUAAAUCCUCCAUAGUCUCUGCCGAUACUCCCAGGCUUUCACGUCGCCAUGCAGACCAGCGGAGCGAUUCUGCGUGUUUCGUCCACGCCCUGCUCAGCCAACCACAGGCGCGCCGACUCGGUCGAGUUAGCGAAACCAACGAAACGAAAGACUCGUCAAAAUUGCCUUCUUCACAGUUGGAUGAUUCCCUACCUCCUCGCAUAACACAAUCCCGCCUCUUGACCAAAAGGCAACUUUCAGACAUGGCGUGGAAUGUUCGGGCACUAUCUAAAAAGCUUGGGAGCGUUAAAAUGAAGCUAGAUGUCAAGACUGUGUUCAUCCUUACGAAACCACAAGAGCAAUGCCUUGUGCUUCUGACGAGAAGAGUCGCCCGGUGGCUUUUAUCAAAGGACCGGGACCAGCCAUACACAAUUUAUGUCGAGAAGAGACUAGAAGAUGAGAAAGAAUUUGACGCUGCGGGGCUGUAUGAGGAGGAGCCAUCUGCGAAAGGAAGAUUAAAAUUUUGGGAUCUAGAUCUUGUGAAGAAGAAGCCACAAACGUUUGAUUUUAUAGUCACGUUAGGAGGUGAUGGCACGGUUUUAUAUGGAAGCUGGCUCUUCCAGCAGGUGGUUCCCCCGGUCCUGUCCUUUGCGCUUGGCUCGCUAGGGUUUCUCACCAACUUUGACUUUGAACACUAUCAAUCGACGCUUGAGACGGCCUUUCGCGAUGGUGUCACAGUAAGCCUCAGGUCGAGGUUCGAAUGCACUAUCAUGCGGAGCAGGCCGCGACCCAAUCAGGAAGGACAGAGGGAUUUAGUGGAAGAGUUAAUUGGAGAAGAAUCGGAUGAUGAUACAACACAUCGCCCCGACACAAUGUUCCAAAUAUUGAACGAUGUUGUCAUUGAUCGAGGACCAAAUCCCACAAUGUCAUCAAUCGAAAUAUUUGGUGAUGAUGAACAUUUUACUUCCGUACAAGCGGACGGUGUAUGCGUUGCGACCCCGACGGGUUCAACAGCAUACAACCUUGCUGCUGGUGGCUCACUGUCGCAUCCUGAAAACCCCGUUAUCCUUCUUACCGCCAUAUGUGCGCAUACUCUAAAUUUCCGGCCCAUUAUAUUACCCGAUACCAUCGUCCUCAGAGUGGGAGUGCCCUACAACGCAAGAGCUAGCUCGUGGGCUGGCUUCGAUGGGCGCGAACGAAUGGAAUUAUGUCCCGGGGACUACGUCACAAUUUCGGCUUCAAGAUACCCCUUUGCCUGCGUUACUCCGUCCGCAGCCCGCAGUCAUGACUGGAUACAGAGCAUCUCAAGGACGCUGAAUUGGAAUUCGCGGCAAAAGCAAAAAGGUUAUGAUCUAACUAAGGGCUGCGAUGGUGACAAAGGAAAGUUGUGA
This is a messenger RNA of Blastomyces gilchristii SLH14081, 1491 nucleotides long. Its product is annotated as serine/threonine protein kinase. The transcript has 5 exons. Gene Ontology annotation, molecular function: NAD+ kinase activity. Gene Ontology annotation, biological process: NADP+ biosynthetic process; NAD+ metabolic process. The record is from RefSeq and is a predicted model, not a curated record. The coding region runs from base 1 to 1491 and encodes 496 amino acids. Lineage: Eukaryota; Fungi; Ascomycota; Eurotiomycetes; Onygenales; Ajellomycetaceae.